CAUGUGCUUUUUUACAAAAUGGCGACCAAAAUACUGACGCACCGGCGCAUUUUAGAAUGUGCCCGCAAUUUACGCUUCACGAGUCACUAUCCCAAGCUGCUUAACCCGGACAUAGAAUCCGAGUACGUGUACACCGAUGAACCCAAGUAUCCAACGAUCCUAGAUACCUCUUACACAGCCACCAAGAGGCGCGAGAGAGAAGAAUGGCGAGAGAGCAUCAAGGCGAUGCCCACUGUCCAACAGAAACUGGGGAAGAUGACCGAAUUGGGUCUACAGUUCUGUUACUUGGCUCAGCCGGAUACCCUAUACUACAACUGCCUCCCCGCGUACCAGUACGCAACGCGGACACACCUGAUCGAAGGUCUGCCGGAUGUGUACGAGAAAAUCGACGUAGAGGACGCGUACGCGCGACUCAAACCGCACCUCGUCGAUGCUGUCGCCUCAGAGCUGGAAAUGCUCGAAAGUGGCGACAAAUGCAGGGGGAAAACAUCCGAGUCCGUAAAGCAGGAGAAAAUAAUCGCCAGGGUCUUGUCGGUGCUGUUGAGAGGCUUGGCGAAGGACGCGCCUCACCUUCAGACCUCGCAGGUGGAUUAUAGGCCGCGUUGCGACGCCUUCUGGAAGCAUGCCCGAUACUACCCCAACGAGAGGAGACGAUUCAAAGACCAGGACACCAUAACCAUGAAUUUGCAGUUCAUGGAUAAACCUGAUGCUCAAGUCAGGAUUACAGAGCCACUUCCUGCUAUAGUGAGCCUGGACGACCCACUCGUGUGCAGCCAAGAGGUUCCAGAUUUUCCUUACCAUCCUUCUUACAUGAAGUUCAAGUGGAAAAAGAAGUAUCAGACGAGUUUGCCUGGUACUUGGCCACUCCACGAGUGCAACUUUCCUUUGCUGACCAUACGGCAGCGCAGUCAGUUGAUUGGCCACCACGAUUCUCCGUUCAAAACGGCUGAAGAGGUGCAGGAUGCUGCAAAUGCCGCAGCCAUACUAUCGGGUUUUGGUUGGCUGAAUGGAGUGGCAACACAGUUGGGCUUCACGAUAUAUCACGAUCCUACGUAUCCUCUGGUCAGCCAUGUUGUCAAUACAGAUGGACAACACUGGACGUUUGCAGUCUACCAGCUAAACACACUUCGUUUCCAUUACGACUGUUACGAAAGCAAUCCACUUCGUAACCUGUGCUGGUCGUCCGGCAAUCUACGUCUCUUCGAAGCGUACGAGAACGGAGAACUGAAAGGCAUUGACGACAGUGUGUUUAAACUCCUGCUCCGGUUCCUGCUUCGCCAACCCAAAGCACCUGAAGGGAUCGAGCUUCGUCCGUAUCUAGGUGUGGACACCAGACCCGAAGAAGAGAGGCAAGAACAACUGAAGUACUGGAUGAGGACCUACGACUGCCGCUUCCAACUGAGAACUGCUAUUGAUAGAGAAGUGCCGAUGUGGGUCAAGAUCUACAAAUGGCACGAAGAUGCUCCACCCACACCACACAUCAACCUGAAGUAAUAUGUUCUCCUGCGUGAAUGUAUAGCUGUAUUGCUUUUGUUUCAUUUUUCUCAAGUAAAGUUUAUGAUAUGUGAAGAGGAAA
This is a messenger RNA of Rhipicephalus sanguineus (brown dog tick), 1576 nucleotides long. RefSeq names its product 28S ribosomal protein S30, mitochondrial (gene mRpS30). Gene Ontology annotation, molecular function: structural constituent of ribosome. Gene Ontology annotation, biological process: translation. The record is from RefSeq and is a predicted model, not a curated record. The transcript has 5 exons. NCBI's taxonomy places the organism in Eukaryota, Metazoa, Arthropoda, Arachnida, Ixodida, Ixodidae. Gene Ontology annotation, cellular component: ribosome; mitochondrial large ribosomal subunit; mitochondrion. The coding region runs from base 19 to 1494 and encodes 491 amino acids.